AUGAGCGGGGGCAGGGGUAGUAAUGGUAAUAGCAACAUGUAUAACGGUAAUAGUAAUAGUAAUAGUAAUAGCAACGACGGAAGCGACGAACGAUUGCUUUUUUUGAGAAGUGUGGGUGAACGCAACGAGAUUGGUUUUCCCUCCAGGUUUAAGUCGGCCCAUUAUAAGAAGCCAAGUAGAAGACAUAAAUCGGCCAGGCAGUUGAUUUCGGACGAGAACAAGCGGCUCAAUGGGUUAUUGACCAAGGCCAACAAAGCAGCAGAGGGGUCCACGACUGUCAAGCGACUCGUGCCCAAAGCGACGUAUUUCAGCGUGGAGGCGCCACCUUCUAUCAGGCCUGCCAAAAAAUACUGCGACGUGACCGGGCUGAAGGGUCUGUAUAAGUCCCCCACGAACAACAUUAGGUACUACAACGCGGAGAUCUACCAGUUGAUCGUGAAACCGAUGGCUCCCGGCGUGGAUCAGGAGUACUUGAAGUUGAGAGGUGCGAACUUUGUUUUAAAAUAG
Messenger RNA from Saccharomyces mikatae IFO 1815, 507 nucleotides. RefSeq names its product Ies6p (gene IES6). The transcript has a single exon. Gene Ontology annotation, cellular component: Ino80 complex. The record is from RefSeq and is a predicted model, not a curated record. Gene Ontology annotation, biological process: chromatin remodeling. Bases 1 to 507 code for a protein of 168 amino acids. Lineage: Eukaryota; Fungi; Ascomycota; Saccharomycetes; Saccharomycetales; Saccharomycetaceae.